Messenger RNA from Pipistrellus kuhlii (Kuhl's pipistrelle), 1618 nucleotides. It is a transcript of the gene KLHDC10, whose product is annotated as kelch domain containing 10. Bases 129 to 1475 code for a protein of 448 amino acids. Gene Ontology annotation, biological process: positive regulation of stress-activated MAPK cascade. The transcript has 10 exons. NCBI's taxonomy places the organism in Eukaryota, Metazoa, Chordata, Mammalia, Chiroptera, Vespertilionidae. Gene Ontology annotation, molecular function: protein binding. The record is from RefSeq and is a predicted model, not a curated record.
CCCUGGUGAAACCCGGCGCUCCCCCUUCCCUGUCUCCUGGGUCUCUAGAGGAGCCCUGCUAGGAGGCUCGGCUAGUGUUGCCGGGCCCAGGGCUGCCGGGACCGGGCUGCGGCUCUCGCUAGCGGGUCAUGUCGGCCGCCCAGGGCUGGGACAGGAACCGCAGGAGGGGAGGAGGCGCCGCGGGCAAUGGCGGCGGCGGCGGCGGCGGCGGCGGAGGUAGCGGGGCCGGCGGGGGCAGCGGGGGCAGCGGGGGUCGGGGGACUGGCCAGCUCAACCGCUUCGUGCAACUCUCCGGACGGCCGCACCUGCCAGGUAAGAAGAAAAUACGAUGGGACCCUGUUAGGAGGCGCUUCAUUCAGUCCUGUCCCAUCAUAAGGAUCCCUAACAGGUUUCUGAGAGGCCACAGACCUCCACCUGCACGAAGUGGACACCGUUGUGUGGCAGAUAAUACCAAUCUAUAUGUGUUUGGAGGUUAUAACCCAGAUUAUGAUGAGUCAGGAGGGCCAGAUAAUGAAGACUAUCCUCUCUUCAGGGAGCUUUGGCGGUAUCACUUUGCUACAGGAGUAUGGCACCAGAUGGGCACAGAUGGGUACAUGCCCCGGGAAUUGGCAUCGAUGUCACUUGUGCUGCAUGGAAACAACCUGUUAGUGUUUGGAGGCACAGGCAUCCCGUUUGGCGAGAGCAACGGAAAUGAUGUCCACGUCUGUAACGUGAAGUAUAAGAGAUGGGCUCUCCUCAGCUGUCGGGGGAAGAAACCCAGUCGUAUAUAUGGACAGGCCAUGGCCAUCAUCAAUGGCUCCCUUUAUGUCUUCGGAGGGACAACUGGCUAUAUUUACAGCACAGACUUGCACAAAUUAGAUCUUAAUACCAGAGAGUGGACACAACUAAAACCAAAUAACCUAUCCUGUGAUCUACCAGAAGAGAGAUACAGACAUGAAAUUGCACAUGAUGGACAGAGGAUUUACAUCUUGGGAGGUGGUACUUCCUGGACAGCUUAUUCCUUAAACAAGAUCCAUGCAUACAACCUUGAAACAAAUGCAUGGGAGGAAAUUGCAACAAAACCCCAUGAAAAAAUAGGUUUCCCUGCAGCCCGAAGAUGCCACAGUUGUGUUCAAAUAAAAAAUGAUGUGUUUAUUUGUGGGGGCUAUAAUGGAGAAGUGAUCCUGGGAGAUAUCUGGAAAUUGAAUCUGCAGACUUUUCAAUGGGUAAAGCUUCCAGCUACCAUGCCAGAGCCCGCUUAUUUUCACUGUGCCGCUGUCACACCAGCUGGUUGCAUGUACAUUCAUGGAGGAGUGGUGAACAUCCACGAAAACAAACGGACUGGCUCGUUGUUUAAGAUCUGGCUGGUGGUACCUAACUUGCUGGAACUGGCAUGGGAGAGGCUGCUUGCAGCCUUCCCUAACCUAGCCAACCUCUCCCGAACACAGCUUCUGCACCUUGGACUCACACAGGGACUCAUCGAGCGCUUGAAAUGAGGAUUUCUGGACUGUUCAUUGAUACUGGAAAUGUUAAUUUAAAGAGACUUCUUUAUUUAUGGGCAGUGUAGAAUGUGCUACAAAGAGGAUUGGUUACCCUGAUCAAGGCCUUAUUCAGAAAAUACAUCAGAUGCCUUUCUGUA